Messenger RNA from Poecilia reticulata (guppy), 2408 nucleotides. RefSeq names its product arginyltransferase 1 (gene ate1). Gene Ontology annotation, molecular function: arginyl-tRNA--protein transferase activity. The record is from RefSeq and is a predicted model, not a curated record. Gene Ontology annotation, biological process: protein arginylation. NCBI's taxonomy places the organism in Eukaryota, Metazoa, Chordata, Actinopteri, Cyprinodontiformes, Poeciliidae. Gene Ontology annotation, cellular component: cytoplasm.
CAUAGGCUGUGGGCGGAGUGUCCGUCACCGGUUGACCUACCAAACUCAGCUGUCAGCUGUGUUUCUACAUUGUAAAGAUGGCAGGAAACAACUCUUAUACUAUAGUAGAAUACUUUGGAGGGGAUGAUGGAUACCGCUGCGGUUACUGCAAAAAUGACAAGGGAAACUUCUCUCACGGAAUGUGGUCUCAUUCUAUGACCGUACAAGACUACCAAGAUUUAAUUGAUCGGGGAUGGAGAAGAAGUGGAAAAUAUGUUUACAAGCCCAUAAUGAAGAAGACAUGCUGUCCUCAGUAUACCAUCAGGUGUCAUGCACUGAAUUUCCAGCCUUCUAAAUCUCAUAAGAAAAUCCUGAAGAAAAUGAGCAAAUAUAUUUCUAAAGGAGACCUGCCUGCAGCACAGGAGGAUGGGGAGCCAAUGGAUUCUGUCUGCGAAGAAGCUGGUCCACGGGAACCUACUAAAGUCUGUCAGUCAGAUUUAAAAGUUGAUGCUAGUGCAGAUAUUAAAGAUGAAAUACCAAACUGUUCUGCUGCUGAAGAAGUUCAGAAAAACUCGGUGGAUUCUACAGCUGGAAGCUCAGAAAAUUCCCAGAAUGAUUCAGCUUCUGUCUCAGAAGGGGGAACAGAUGCCAAAACUCCUAACCCAGGGUUGGGAGCAGAUCCUAGCCGUCCGCCCAGCAGAAAGGCCAAAGAUUUAAGAAGGGAGCGUCGUCUUCAGAAAGACCAGAAAAGACAACAUGGUGCUGGAGUCUCGCCAGCAAAGCCUGCCCAUACUAACCAAACCAAAACACUGGAGGAGUUCAUCAGCGAGUCCUUAGAGGACAGCUCCUCUGAUCGCCUUGAGGUGAGGCUAGUGCGCUCCAAUCCCCCUAACCCGCAGUUCAAAGCCUCUUUCGACGCCUCCUACCAGGUGUACAAACUCUACCAGAUGGCCAUUCACAAGGAUCCUCCUGACAAACCCUCCGAGAGCCAGGUGAGGCUAGUGCCGGUGAACUUUGAGGACCCCCAGUUCUCUGCGUCGUAUCAACAAUCGGCGGCUCUGUACGCCCGCUACCAGAUGGCCAUUCAUGGUGAUGACCCAAGUGAAUGUAGAGAGAGUGAGUUCCGGAGAUUUCUUUGUGAUUCACCACUAGAGGCAGAACAUUCUCCUGAUGGACCGGAGAUGGGAUACGGCUCCUUCCAUCAACAGUACUGGCUGGAUGGACGCAUCAUAGCCGUGGGAGUGAUUGACAUCUUGCCUACAUGUGUGUCUUCUGUCUACCUCUACUACCACCCAGACUUUACAUCGCUGUCUUUAGGGUCCUACUCUGCUCUCAGGGAGAUUGCUUUCACCAGGAAACUGCAGAAACAGUCCACCAAGCUGUGCUACUACUACCUGGGCUUCUAUGUUCACUCCUGCCCCAAGAUGCGCUACAAGGGACAGUAUCGGCCCGCUGACCUCCUCUGCCCAGAAUCCUACACUUGGGUUUCUGUGGAGCAAUGCAUACCGCUGCUCAACAACUCCCGCUAUGCUCGAUUAAAUCAGGACCCUGAUGCAGGAGACUCUCAGGCGGUCAAGGAUGUGGGCAGAGCGCUGGUGCUGCACAAGCGCACCGUCAUGCCCUACAUAGUGUACAGCCGCAAAUUCAAGGGCCGCAGCGACACGGCCGAGGUGCAGGAGUACGCCAGCUUGGUCGGUCAGGACUGUGCAGAAAGGAUCUUACUCUACCGCUCCUGAACACGGAGCAUCGUCCCACUGCCACCUCGCCCUGGAGAAUCAUCGGUUUCCUUUGUCUCUUAAAGAGCUCCCUGCUGCAGCCUCACUACGCUUGCUUCAACACGAUCUACUGUGAGCAGGUACCUAGUCAUACAUACAGCCCAGUCAAUAAGAAUAUCAAUGAAAAGCUCAUUUAAAUCAGAAAGUAGUGUUUUGCAAACAGUGGCAUUUUAAUGAUUAUGGCUUACAGCUAAAAAAAAAAAACAUUCUUUAGGAAUAUUAAUUAUACACGAGAUAAAAAAAUAUUAGUGCAGAGGAUUCCUAUUUCCAUAUUCCUUCUUUGUUAUUUAUAUGUACAUAUGCAUAACUUUAUCUUUCAUUCACUUGACGGAAGAAUUUCACCCAACAAUAUUAAAAUCUCAAAGAUGGAUUCAUGCAUUUUCAAGGAAACCUAAAGGGUCAUUUUGUUUUGUCUUUUUUUGGCUUCUAGCCCAGUUUAAUCUUGUUUUAUCCUGCACCUUUCGUGUUUAAACUGAGCACGAAUUUACGGGGUCAGACAAUUGUUGUGUUUAAAAACAAUCAUUUUUAAACAGAACAAAUGUAUAAAAGUUUACAAACUGUCAAAGCAUUGAAACAGCUGAUAUGAGCUAAUCCAGAAGGCAACAAAAGCAGGGAACAGCUCUUUAUCAAGUGUGUUGUUUCAGGAUUUGUAAA